This is a messenger RNA of Neogale vison (American mink), 1677 nucleotides long. It is a transcript of the gene GPR87, whose product is annotated as G protein-coupled receptor 87. NCBI's taxonomy places the organism in Eukaryota, Metazoa, Chordata, Mammalia, Carnivora, Mustelidae. Gene Ontology annotation, cellular component: membrane. The transcript has 4 exons. Gene Ontology annotation, biological process: G protein-coupled receptor signaling pathway. Gene Ontology annotation, molecular function: G protein-coupled purinergic nucleotide receptor activity. The coding region runs from base 526 to 1599 and encodes 357 amino acids. The record is from RefSeq and is a predicted model, not a curated record.
UUCCUGCAAGUUCAGGAAAUGCUCUUCCCCAGUCUACAAAUCUCACCUACUCUCAGUUGUGAGUCACUUACAUUAGCAAGAGAGCAAGUUGCUCAAGCUGUUCGGAGCAGGACAAUCUCAAAGGACACCUUCGAGGGGCCCAGGGGAGAACCCACUUUCUCCGACAAGGGAGAAAAAUGCUUAUUUCUCAUGCUGUGCGAGAAAACCCACUUCUCUGUCAACCAUAGUUUCAAGGCUUAUUCUUAAUUAGAGUUGAGGAGCCUGUUUCAACUUGAAGACACCGUAUCAGGUGAAUGGACACCCAGACACCGCAAUGAAAGGUCAAACAAAACGAGAUCUCCAGUUUAGAGGACUGGCAGUGCCUGCACCAGCUGGACAGGGGAAAACAAACCUCCCCCUCCCCCACCCCAACUCCUACCCGCCAAAAGACUCAAGCCAAUAAUAACCUAUGCCGAACCCUGCCCUCAGUCAUCCUCAAGUGUUUCCUGACCCGUAUUUUUGCUUCCAGUCCAUCACAACUAAAGAAUGGGGCUCAACCUGACACUUGCAAAACUACCAGAUAAUGAGCUGCACAGCCAAGGGAUUCACGCUUCAAGUAACAUGAGUGAUGGACCCGGAAAGAACACCACUGUUAACAAGUUUGACACGAUCGUCUUGCCUGUGCUUUACCUCAUUAUAUUUGUGGCAAGCAUCCUGCUGAACGGUCUAGCAGUGUGGAUCUUCUUCCACAUUAGGAAUAAAACCAGCUUCAUAUUUUAUCUCAAGAACAUAGUGGUUGCUGACCUCAUCAUGACGCUGACAUUUCCAUUUCGAAUAGUGCAUGACGCAGGAUUCGGACCUUGGUACUUCAAGUUUAUCCUCUGCCGAUACACUUCAGUUUUGUUUUACGCGAACAUGUAUACAUCCAUCGUAUUUCUUGGGCUCAUAAGCAUCGAUCGCUAUCUGAAAGUGGUCAAGCCGUUCGGGGACUCUCGCAUGUACAGCAUAACUUUCACAAAGGUUUUAUCUAUUUGUGUUUGGGUGGUUAUGGCUGUUCUGUCCUUGCCUAACAUCAUUCUAACAAAUGGCCAACUAACCAAGGAAAACAUUCACGACUGCAUGAAACUCAAAAGUCCCUUGGGAGUCAAAUGGCACGAAGCCGUCAUUUACGUCAACAGCUGCCUGUUCGUGGCUGUGCUGGUGAUCCUGAUCGGAUGUUACAUAGCCAUAUCCCGGUACAUCCAUAAAUCCAGCAGGCAAUUUAUAAGCCAGUCAAGCCGAAAGCGGAAGCAUAACCAGAGCAUACGGGUGGUGGUGGCAGUGUUCUUUACCUGCUUUCUACCCUAUCACUUGUGUAGAAUUCCUUUUACUUUCAGCCACUUAGACAGACAUUUAGAUGAAUCUGCACACCAAAUUCUGUACUACUGCAAAGAAAUGACACUUUUCUUGUCCGCAUGCAAUGUGUGCCUGGAUCCAAUAAUUUACUUUUUCAUGUGUAGGUCAUUUUCAAGAAGGCUAUUCAAGAAAUCAAAUAUCAGAACCAGGAGCGAAAGCAUCAGGUCACUGCAAAGUGUCAGAAGAUCGGAAGUCCGCAUAUAUUAUGAUUAUACAGACGUGUAGGAGUUACAAAGGCCAUGAGGCCUCCUUAUUGGUUGAAGUCCAAGUGUACAGAAUGUAAAUAAAGGUUUCUUUUGAUUA